CCUCGCCGUGAGGACGUCACUACUCGCGCCUUCCCGCGCAGUCAGUCAGCGUCGAGACUUCUGAGGAGUUCAUGCCACGGUCUUUCUCAUGUUUACACAACCGUGAGUUCAGCGGUUCUGCACUGUUUGUGUGUUUGCUGACUCAAACACUCAGAACAGCAGGAAACAAGCAUAUCUGCUGCUGCUACACAGAAAUUCAUGUUCAGUGAAGCUCCUCCCACAACAAUCACAUGGUCAGUGAUUUCAACAACAGAUACUGGUAUUUUCCCAUCAGUUUACAAGUGCAGCAAGCAUCAGACCAUCAGGAAGAAAUGGAAUAUAUAAAGACUGAGUUUAUUAAAGAAGAAAGUGAGAACAUGAGUGAUCCAGAACCCUGCAGAAUCAAACACACUGAAGAACAGAGAGACUUUAAAGAAGAGACCGAGGAGAGUGAAGUGGAGGAGAAACAUCAUGUCAAACCUGAAGAGAAACCUCAGAGUGACUUGCAAACUAAAAAUAAAUUUUUAAAUGAAAAUAGAGCUGAGAAAUCCAUCACCUGUACUCAGUGUGGAAAGAGUUUCGCAUACAAACAAAGUCUUAAAAAUCACAUGAUGACCCACACGGGAGAAAGACCACACAAAUGUGAACAAUGUGGAAAGAGUUUCACGCGUUCAACAUAUCUUAAAGAACACAUGAUAAUCCAUACAGGAGAAAAACCACACAUUUGUGAUCAGUGCGGGAAGAGCUUCACACGCAAACAAAUUCUUAAAAACCACAUGAUGACCCACACAGGAGAAAGACCACACAAAUGUGAACAAUGUGGAAAGAGUUUCAUGCGUUCAUCAUUUCUUAAAGAACACGUGAUUAUCCAUACAGGAGAAAAACCACACAAAUGUGAUCAGUGUGGAAAGAGUUUCAUUAAAUCAUCAUCCCUUAAAGGACACAUGAGGGUUCACACUGGAGAAAAGCCGUAUGCAUGUGAUCAGUGUGGAAAAAAAUGUCUUGGAUCAUCAGCCCUGAAGAGACACCUGACAGUUCAUAUGAAGGAGAAGCCUCAUUCAUGUUCUUCAUGUGGAAAGAGUUUUACACUGUGGCGAAGUUUUAAAUCACAUCAGAAAUCACAUACUGGUGUAAGACAAUACAUCUGCUUUGAGUGUGGGAAGACUUUUAUUUCGGAAUCCCAUUUAAAACAGCACCAGAUCAUUCACACUGGAGAAAAACCACACAAGUGUUCACACUGCGACAAGAGAUUCAGUCUGUCAGGAAAUCUGAACAGACAUGAGAGGAUCCACACUGGAGAGAAACCACACGUGUGUGAUCAGUGCGGGAAGAGUUUCAGACACAAACAAAGUCUUAUAAACCACAUGAGUAUCCACACGGGAGAGAAGCCACACACAUGUGAUCGAUGUGGAAAGAGUUUCACGCGUUCAUCGACUCUUAAAAUACAUAUGAGGGUCCACACCAGAGAAAAGCUGUAUGCGUGUGAUCAAUGCGGCAAAACAUUUCUUGAAUCAUCAGUCCUAAAGAAACACCUGACAGUUCAUAUGGAGGAGAAGCCUCAUCCAUGUUCUUUAUGUGGAAAGAGUUUUUCCCUGCUGCAAACUUUAAAAUCACAUCAGAAAUCACAUACUGGUGUAAGAGAUUAUGUGUGCUUUGAGUGUGGGAAGACCUUUAUUUUGGAAUACGAUUUAAUACGGCACCAGAGGAUUCACACUGGAGAGAAACCUUACAAGUGUUCACACUGUGACAAGAGAUUCACUCAGUCAGCACACCUGAAAACACAUGAGAGGAUUCACGCUGUAGGCAUGAUUAGUGACAGUACAUUUACAUUAUAUUACAUUGUGAACUAUUUCCUGAAGCAGCUGAUGGUGACUAAACAGUCUCAGUGCCAGUACGCUCUGCCUCUGCUUGUUCCUGAUCCAUUCACACAAGAGAUUGAGUUUCCUCUCUGGACAUUCAGACAAAUUAACAAGAGCUGGAAGAUGAAAAAAGCUAAAAAUGAAACCAUUGGAAAAAUCCAGCCUAUCUGGAAAGCAGAAACACCAAUGGUGUCUUUCUUCAGGAACUGCCCAGGCAGCAGCAAAACCAGAGUAUUGAUGGAUGGAGUGGUGGAGAUUGCCUGGUACUGCCCCUCUGGGAAAGAAACAGAUAAGUUCACUCAGUGUAUUGCUUUCUGUAACCUUCAUGGUGAUACAGGGGAUAAUGAAAGACAGCUGCAGAUCCUCACUGAAAUUGCCCUUAAUCAAUGUGGGGAACAUGAGAACAUGAGUGAUCCAGAACCCUGCAGAAUGAAACACACUGAAGAACAGAGAGAGAACAAGAAGAGUGAAGAACUGAAUGAAGAGGAGGAGAAACCUCGUGUUAAACCUGAAGAGAAACCUCUGAGUCACUCAAAAACUAAAACUAAAUUUAAGAAAAGACCUGAGAAAUCUUUCACCUGCACUCAGUGUGGAACAAGUUUCAGAUACAAAAACGCUCUUGAGAUUCACAUGAGAAUCCACACAGGAGAAAAGCCACACACGUGUGAUCAAUGUGGAAAGAGUUUCCCAUACAAACAAAGUCUUAAGAUUCACAUGAGAGUUCAUAAUGGAGAGAGACCGUAUACAUGUGAUAAAUGUGGAAAGAGUUUCCCUUACAGUCGAAGUCUUGUGUUUCACAUGAGAGUUCAUACUGGAGAGAAGCCGUUCACUUGUGAUCAGUGUGGAAAGAGUUUCAUAAAUUCAUCAAACUAUAAAAGACACAUAAAGAUCCACACUGGAGAAAAGCCCUUCACGUGUGAUCAAUGCGGUAAAACAUUUCUUAGAGCAUCACAAUUGAAGACACACCUGACAGUUCAUAUGAAGGAGAAGCCACAUUCAUGUUCUUCAUGUGGAAAGAGUUUUUCACAGCUGGAGGGUUUAAAAUCUCAUCAGAAAUUACAUGACGCUGUGAAAGAUUAUGUGUGCUUUGCGUGUGGGAAGACUUUUGCUUCAGUGAAUGUUUUAAAACGGCACCAGAGGAUUCACACCGGAGAAAAACCUUACAAGUGUUCACACUGUGACAAGAUAUUUCGUUGGUCAGUAGAUCUGAAAAGACAUGAGUGGAUCCACACUGGAGAGAUGCCAUACACAUGUGAUCAGUGCGGGAAGAGUUUCACACGCAAACUGAGUUUUAGAGUCCACAUGAGGAUCCACACGGGAGAGAAGCCGUACACAUGUGAUCAAUGUGGAAAGUGUUUCACGUGUUUAUCAAACCUUAAAGGACACAUGAAAAUCCAUAGUGGAGAAAAGCCACAUGCAUGUGAUCAAUGCGGCAAAACAUUUCUUGUUUCAUCAGCCCUGAAGAAACACCUGACAGUUCAUACGAAGGAGAAGAGUUCCACACACAAAGAAAGUCUUAGAGCACCAACAAAUGCUGGAAUUUCUCCAUCAGUUUACAAGUGCAAACAAGAAUCAAACCAUCAGGAAGAAGAAAAAUUUGCAAAGACUGAAUUUAUUAAAGAGGAAAGUGAGAACAUGAGUGAUCCAGAACCAAGCAGAAUGAAACACAUGGAAGAACAGAGAGACCUGAUGGAAGCGAAUGAGAUUAGUGAAGUGGAGGAGAAACCUCAUGUCAAACCUGAGAAAUCUUUCACCUGCACUCAGUGUGGAACGAGUUUCACAUACAAAAACGCUCUUGAGAUUCACAUGAGAAUCCACACGGGAGAAAAGCCACACAUGUGUGAUCAAUGUGGAAAGAGUUUCCAAUACAAACAAAGUCUUAAGAUUCACAUGAGAGUUCAUUCUGGAGAGAGACCGUAUACAUGUGAUAAAUGUGGAAAGAGCUUCCAUUACAGUCGAAGUCUUGUGUUUCACAUGAGUGUUCAUACUGGAGAGAAGCAGUUCACUUGUGAUCAGUGUGGAAAGAGUUUCAUACAUUCAACAAACUUUAAACGACACAUGAAGAUCCACACUGGAGAAAAGCCCUUCGCUUGUGAUCAGUGUGGCAAAACAUUUCUUAGAGCAUCACAAUUGAAGACACACCUGACAGUUCAUAUGAAGAAGCCACAUUCAUGUUCUUCAUGUGGAAAGAGUUUUUCACAGCUGGAGGGUUUAAAAUCUCAUCAGAAAUUACAUGACGCUGUUAAAGAUUAUGUGUGCUUUACAUGUGGGAAGACUUUUGCUUUAGUGAAUCUAUUAAAACGGCACCAGAGGAUUCACACCGGAGAAAAACCUUACAAGUGUUCACACUGUGACAAGAUAUUUCGUUGGUCAGUAGAUCUGAAAAGACAUGAGACGUUCCACACUGGAGAGAUGCCAUACACAUGUGAUCAGUGCGGGAAGAGUUUCAUGCGCAAACAAGGUUUUAGAGUCCACAUGAGGAUCCACACAGGAGAGAAGCCGUACACAUGUGAUCAGUGUGGAAAGAGUUUCUCAUUAAAGCAAAGUUUUGAUGUUCACAUUAGAGUCCACAGUGGAGAAAAGCCGUAUGCAUGUGAUCAGUGUGGCAAAACAUUUCUUGAUUCGUCAACCCUGAAAAAACACCUGACAGUCCAUUUGAAAGAGAAGCCUUAUUCAUGUUCUUUAUGUGAAAAAAGUUUUACACGGCUGGAUGGUUUAAAAUCCCAUCAGAAAUUACAUGACGGUGUGAGAGAUUAUGUGUGCUUUGCGUGUGGGAAGACUUUUGUUGCAGUGAAUCUUUUAAAACGGCACCAGAGGAUUCACACUGGAGAAAAACCUUACAAGUGUUCACACUGUGACAAGAUAUUUCGUUGGUCAGUAGAUCUGAAAAGACAUGAGCAGAUUCACACUGGAGAGAAACCGCACACGUGUGAUCAGUGCGGGAAGAGCUUCACACGCAAACAAAGUCUUAGAGCACACAUGAUGAUCCACACGGGAGAGAAGCCGUACGCAUGUGAUCAGUGCGGGAAGAGCUUUACACGCAAACAAAGUUUUGAUGCUCACAUGAGAAAACACAAUGGAGAAAAUCCGUACGCAUGUGAUCAAUGUGGUAAAACAUUUCUUGUAUCAUCAUCCCUGAAGAGACACCUGACAGUUCAUAAGCAAGAGAAGCCGCUUUCACUUUCUUAAUGUGGAAGUUGCAAAGUUUAAAAUCACAAACACACUGUUGUAAGAGCUCAUAUUUGCAUUAAGUGUAGGAAGACUUUCUUUGCCAGUCAAUUUAAAAUGGUACCAAAGGAUUCACACUGGAGAAAAUUUUUCAAACGGUUCACACUGCACCAAGAGAUUCUGAAGCUACACAUGAAGAUUCAUACAAUAAAGAAACCAUACUAUGGUCAUCUGUGCAUUUAGUUUCACAGCGUUGUCUUCUUAAUUCACUCACAACAAUCACAGCUGAAAUCACAGUAAGCUCUUCAUCCCUAUGUGCUGAGCAAUACAGUCUCUUCUGUGUAAGGUAGUUUCCUAACAACCACAAUAAGUGACAGAACAUUUUGUUGGUGGCUUGAAAGUAUGUCAUUAUUAUGAGACAUGAUGUCAUUAUUAUGAGAUAUGAUGUUGGGGUUCCUCAAUUGGCAGCCUGUGCUAAUUUCAAGCAGUGCUAUUAAGGUAAUGUUGGUGAAAAUUAAAAUAAAGCAUUGACAGCUUAGUCUAACAGUAUAAAAAAAAGUGGAAAUAGAAAAUAAACUAUACAAAUGUGAAUGGACUGAACAAAUUAAUUUUAUUUGCCUGACCACCACAAUGCAAAGCCACCAUGUUAUGCAUGCAGACUAACAUUUAACGCCAUUUCAAUACAUUGCACAGCAAUCUUGACUGCAAUUAUCCAGAACAUUGUGAGAGCCGCAAACAGAAGGUAACACAAUUGGCAGCUUACGAGCAAUCAGUUGCUGUUCUUCACAAAAACACAUCCUUGCAGGUGAAUGCAUGUGGCUUGGAACCUGUCAAAGACCAAAAAGUCAUUCACGGAUGCAGCAUUAAUUAAAAACUGCAAUUCACAUGAAGGAUGUUUUAAAUCACGAUGACAGAGCAAAAAAAUUAAAUGGAUGCGGAGCUAUUAAAGAAGGUGCCAUUAUCCGAUUGCAUGGUAACAAGAAGAGCAGAGGUAUUGGUGGGUGAGUGUCUGUCCAGUCUUUUAUCGGACAUGAAGAAAGCUGAAGUCAUGUCACUUUCAAUAGACUCGUCUUGCGACUGAACUGACAUUGAACCAUUGAAAAAUUUGAUGAUUUUGUAUAUUCACUCUGGAAUAAUUGGCAAAUGGCUUUAGUCCAAUUACUCACAUCAGUUCUUUGCAUGUAUGGAGCACAGUGUGUAAGGGAGAUCCAUUGACUCCCUACUGUUUAGAUAUGGGGCCAGUCGGAGCACUGUGGACACCUCCCUCACUCAUAUAAAUAAAGUUCAACAUUAUCUAAAUAAGCCAAAAAUGUAUGUAUUAGAAUACUCUUUAUGGAGUAAUACUCGCCUUUAUGAUUUAAGUAUUAGUUGUUGGAUGAUAUCAUGGAUUAAGGAAUUAUCAAGAGAUCGACUUCUGCGUGUUUGUAUUAAUAAUGUCAUGUGUGACUGCUUGGUUUUGAAUACUGGGGUACUGCAGGGAUGCGUCCUGUCUCCAAUACUGUUUUAUUCAUACAUCAAUGAACUGCCUUGUGAUGAAGAUAACCUCUCCCUCAUAAAGUAUGCAGAUGAUAUGGCAUUGGUCUCCUGUCAGAAAUAAAUGAAUUGCUCCUCAUAUUUUGAUUAUAUCGACAUGGACAUUGUGCCUAGGGGCCAUAAAAAUACAUUGUGCCCAGGUGCAUCUGAAUUCCUAAUCCGGGCCUGGAUGGAACUUUUUGAAAAUUUCAUAUCACAAUUAUAGUGACCAAAGUUAUCACGAUUAUCAGUAUUAUCAAGGCAGAUGAAAACAUUAAUGACAAUGUUAAAAAAGAACUGAGAAUCUCACUGAAAACCUUUUGAAAAGUUUUAUAUUUGAAAAUUAACAAAAAAUUAGCAGCUAUAUGCACUUUUUUAGAAUCAGAAAGAGCUUUAAGAUGUCAAGCGAUAGAGACACAAAAUAAAAUAGAUAACAAAAUAAAAAUAAGUGAUUAAAAAUAAAUGUGUAAAGGCAAUACACGAUAGACAAAAUACAAUAGACAGUAUAAUGUAUGUACAGAUAAAUAGGAUUGGGUAUUAUUUGAAUUGUAUUGAUUCCAAUGUGAUUAAAUAAUGAUAUCAAACAUUAA
Carassius carassius (crucian carp) is the source of this 7108-nucleotide messenger RNA. Its product is annotated as zinc finger protein 721-like. Gene Ontology annotation, biological process: regulation of DNA-templated transcription. Lineage: Eukaryota; Metazoa; Chordata; Actinopteri; Cypriniformes; Cyprinidae. Gene Ontology annotation, molecular function: DNA-binding transcription factor activity, RNA polymerase II-specific; RNA polymerase II cis-regulatory region sequence-specific DNA binding. The transcript is spliced from 8 exons. Bases 231 to 5027 code for a protein of 1598 amino acids. The record is from RefSeq and is a predicted model, not a curated record.